This is a messenger RNA of Fibroporia radiculosa, 2517 nucleotides long. RefSeq lists its product as uncharacterized. The transcript is spliced from 5 exons. The record is from RefSeq and is a predicted model, not a curated record. Gene Ontology annotation, cellular component: nucleus; MCM complex. Bases 1 to 2517 code for a protein of 838 amino acids. NCBI's taxonomy places the organism in Eukaryota, Fungi, Basidiomycota, Agaricomycetes, Polyporales, Fibroporiaceae. Gene Ontology annotation, biological process: mitotic DNA replication initiation; DNA strand elongation involved in DNA replication; double-strand break repair via break-induced replication. Gene Ontology annotation, molecular function: ATP binding; single-stranded DNA binding; ATP hydrolysis activity.
AUGUCUUUGCUCGACGAACCUGUUCCCGAAGAUGUCCUUCUGCGCGACAGAGCGCGUGUUUUCGAGGAAUUUCUCGACUCAGAGACUGACCUCUACAACUAUAAAGAGGACAUUUCGCGGAUGCUUCGGCAGGAUCUUAGACGACUGAUUGUCAAUAUCGACGACCUACGUGACUACAAACGCGAUUUUGCGGACGGGCUCCUCAAGCAACCUGUCGACUUCCUCCCUGCAUUUGACGAGGCGCUUUGCAGCAUUGUCAACCGUGUCCACGACUCGGACAAGCAGGAUGUUUCUGGCAAGGAGUAUCGUGUAGGGUUCAGUGGAUCGUUUGGUGACCACCAUGUCAGCCCUCGAACACUACGGGCAUCGCAGCUGGGCAAGAUGAUAUCCUUAGAGGGUAUCGUGACGCGCUGCUCUCUCGUACGGCCUAAGAUGCUGAAGUCCGUCCACUACUGCCCCGAAACUCGUUUGUUUCAUGCGCGGGAAUAUCGAGACGCUACUACCACGACCUCCAAUCUUCCUCCAACAUCUUCUAUAACACCCCAAGCGGACGAUGAGGGACACCCGCUGCAGACCGAGUUUGGACAUUGCGUCUUCAGGGACCACCAGAGAAUUAGCAUACAAGAAAUGCCCGAGCGUGCACCAGCUGGGCAAUUACCACGCAGCACGGAUGUCAUCCUGGACGACGACCUAGUCGAUAAAUGCAAACCUGGAGACCGAAUUCAGCUGGUUGGUGUAUAUCGAAGUGUAGGCGGUGGAGCUGGAGGCGCAUUCAAGUCUCUUAUCCUUGCCAAUAAUAUCAACCUCCUCUCCUCGAAAAUUGGGGGAGGUAUCGCCCAAACACAGUUGACCGACUCGGACAUUCGCAUGAUAAAUCAGCUCUCGAAGCGGUCAAACAUCACAACGAUGCUUUCACAGUCUCUCGCGCCAUCGAUCUAUGGACAUGACCACAUCAAGAUCGCAGUUCUUCUACUUUUGCUUGCGGGUGCAGAAAAAAACCUUCCGAACGGGACGCACAUACGAGGCGACAUCAAUAUGCUGAUGGUUGGGGACCCAUCCACUGCGAAAUCCCAGAUUUUGCGGUUCGUGCUCGGUACCGCGCCGCUCGCAAUCGCUACCACAGGACGUGGAAGUUCAGGCGUCGGUCUGACUGCGGCAGUGACAACAGACAAGGACACGGGCGAACGAAGGCUCGAAGCAGGCGCCAUGGUCCUUGCCGAUCGCGGUGUUGUGUGCAUUGACGAGUUCGACAAAAUGUCAGACAUUGACAGGGUGGCUAUCCAUGAAGUCAUGGAACAGCAGACAGUAACAAUCGCGAAGGCGGGCAUUCAUACCACCUUGAACGCGCGUUGCAGUGUUGUAGCGGCCGCCAACCCAAUUUAUGGCCAAUAUGAUGUGCAUAAGGAUCCCCACAAAAACAUCGCGCUACCCGACUCACUUCUGUCUCGUUUUGAUUUACUAUUUGUGGUUACGGAUGACGUUGACGAGAACCGAGACCGGCAGAUCGCUGACCACGUUCUCCGAAUGCACCGCUAUCUUCCGCCUGGUAUCGAAGAGGGGACACCCGUAACAGACAGUCUUACGCAGAAUCUUACGGUCGAUGGGCCUGGGACAGCCCCGUCAGAUGCAGAUGAAGGCGAGACGAGCCCAUUCGAGAAGUACGAUCCGCUUUUACACAUUGGCAUUGGUGACGCGAUGUCAUCGACACGCAAACGAAAGCCUAAAAAGCAAGAGGUGCUGAGCAUCGCAUUCGUGAAGAAGUAUAUCCAGUAUGCAAAGAAUAAGCCCGCUCCUGUUCUGACCAAAGGUGCAGCCGACUGGAUAGUGAACGUGUACGCCACUCUGCGAAAUGAAGAUUUGGAGGGCACCAAAAAGCGGACCUCUCCGCUCACUGCGCGUACACUGGAGACGCUAAUUCGUUUGGCUACCGCGCAUGCGAAGGCUCGACUGUCGAACAAGGUACAACAGCAGGAUGCUAUGGCAGCCGAAGAACUUCUGCGGUUUGCGCUGUUCAAAGAAGUUCCGAAACGCCAGCGACGGACCAAGCGUCGUCUGAACAACGGUAAAGGUGCCAGGAAAGAUGGUGAAGAGCACAGUGACGAGGAGAGCGAUGAGGAAGAAGAGGAUGAUUCUCCUGAGUUGCCGGCAAGAAUGUCGAUGCCUCCGCAGCCAAAAGGCAAAGAAAAGGCCGUUCCCGAGAACCAGCCAGCUGAAGACCCUGUAUGGGGACGGGGAAGUCAGGAUAUACAAAUGGAAGAGCCAGUACCUGCCGGCCCUACUGAUGAUGGACGGAUCCGUCCCGAACGGCUGAAGCUCUUCCGCACACGACUAGCACACCUGUUUGCAACGAGGCUACAAGAUGAAGAGUCUUUCCUUUUGCCCAAUCUGUUAGAACUCAUCAAUGAGGGUUUGUCCACUGACGAAUUGUUUGGCACUGCUGAGGCCACCAUAGCUUGCGAAGUCAUGGGAGAUGCCAAUGAGCUGAUGCUUAGUGGCGAUAUUGUAUACAAAAUUUAG